This is a messenger RNA of Quercus lobata, 3168 nucleotides long. RefSeq lists its product as uncharacterized. The record is from RefSeq and is a predicted model, not a curated record. Gene Ontology annotation, molecular function: zinc ion binding. NCBI's taxonomy places the organism in Eukaryota, Viridiplantae, Streptophyta, Magnoliopsida, Fagales, Fagaceae. The transcript is spliced from 5 exons. The coding region runs from base 1 to 2973 and encodes 990 amino acids.
AUGGAUGACUUUGACUUCACAAUCACCCUUUACUAUUGGGGGAAGAUUAGGAAUAAUCCAUACAGAUACGAAGGAGGGGAGAUAAAGAUAUAUGAAGAUAAUAAUUCUGAUGAAAUGUCACUUGUUGAGAUAUGGAAUAAGGCCAAAAUUUUUGGGUAUGGUGAAAAUGAUGUAUUUAUGUAUAGAGUGCCUACUAUGCCAUUUGCAGGUGGUUUAAAACCUUUGGAGAAUGAUGUUGAUGUAAUGAACAUGGUGAAGUGUAUUAAAGGUUAUAAUGAAGUGGAAGUAUACGUUAUGUUUUUAGAUGAUUAUAAGAAUGCUAUUUGUAAUGAGGGAGAUGGGGAAGAUGGUGAUAAUGAGGGGGGUAAUCUUGAUGAGGGAGAUAAUGAGGGGGGUAAUCUUGAUGAGGGAGAUAAAGUAAAUGGAGCUGUUAGUGAAGAUGAUAGUGCUCAUAAGGUUCAUUUUGGAUGCAGUGAAAGUGAUGACGAUGAUAUGUUUGCACAGUAUAUUAGCAGUGGUGAAAUAGCCUCCAAAGUAAAUGGCUUACUUGAUGAGACCUUGUGUCUUAGAAAAGAUAAGCAGAUGAAACUCAAAGAGGGGAGAAAGGGAAAGGCUAUUGCAUGUGGGGUUAGUCCUAGUAGGGUUGGUGGCAGUGGGGUUGAUCAUAGUGGUGUUGGUCAAAGUGAGGUUGGUGCAAGUGGUGUUGGUCCUAAUGGGAUUGAUGCAAGAGGUGUUGAUCCUACAUGGAUUGAUACAAGUGGGGUUAAUCCUAGUGCAAGUGCACUUGUUGCAUUUGGAGCUGAUAGGGAUGAAGAUAAGUGGGAGUCAGAGACAUCUGCAAGUCUGGUUAGUUUAUCUGAUGAUGAAACUAGGCCUAGAUAUCCUCAAUACCAUCCACCAGAAUCUUUCUCUGAGGUGCACUUUGAACUUGAGAUGCAGUUUGCCACCAAAAAGGACGUCAUAGAUGCUAUCAAACUCUACUCUAUUUUCAAAGGGGUUCCAGUAAAGUUUAAAAAAAAUGACAAAAUAAGGGUAAGAGUAAAAUGCACAGAUAAAUGUCCUUUUGAGUUGUAUUGUGGAAAGAUGAAAGAUGAAGAUACUUGGAUAGUGAAGAAAUUGAAUCCUGAACAUAAUUGUGGGAGGCGAUUUAAGAACAGAUUUGCAUCUUCAAAUUGGCUAGGGAAGCAUUUGGUGGAUGAUGUGAGGAGUGACCCAAAUGUGAAGAUGUCCGUUAUCAAAGACCGAGUUGUAAAUAAGUUUAAGGUUCAUAUUAGUAGGUAUCAAGCAUCUAGAGCAAAAGGUAGGGCUAAAGAAUUAGUGCAUGGAACUUUUACAGAACAAUAUGCCCAGUUGGGGGAUUACUGUGAAGAAUUGUUGAGAAGAAACCCUGGGUCUACUAUACUAAUCUCUACCAAUAGACCUCAACCACACUUGCAGCCAAAAUUUGAGAGAUUAUAUGUAUGUUUGGAUGCUUGUAAGAGAGGCUUUUUAGCUGCUUGUAGGCCUUUCAUUGGUGUUGAUGGAUGUCAUUUGAAGGGUGAGUAUCCAGGACAGAUCUUGACAGCAGUUGGCAAGGAUGGCAAUAAUGGUGUUUACCCAAUUGCAUUUGCCGUGGUUGAGGCAGAAACAAAGGACUCAUGGACAUGGUUCAUGAAAAGGUUACUUGAUGAUAUUGGAAGUUUAAGGGAUGAAGGGUGGACCUUCAUGUCUGACCAGCAAAAGGGAUUAACACAAAUGUUUGAUGAGCUCAUGCCAGGUGUGGACCAUCGAUUUUGUGUUCGACAUCUAUAUAAUAACUUUAGUAAGGAUUAUAAAGGUAAGCUACUAAAGGAUCGCAUGUGGGCAGCUGCUAGGGCCACUAACAUGUCUGAGUUUCAGUUUGAAAUGGGGAAGAUCAAGAAAUUAAACAUAAAGGCAUGGGAAUGGUUGGUAGGAAAGGAACCUAGGUUUUGGACAAGAGCAGCUUUUAGAAGGUAUCCCAAGUGUGAUGCACUAACCAACAAUGGAUGUGAAAAUUUUAAUUCUCAAAUAUUGGAGUAUAGGGAUAAACCAAUAAUUACUAUGUUGGAGGAGAUUAGACUGCAUCUGAUGGCUUAUUAUAUUAAGAAGAAGGAGAAAAUUACAAGGUAUCAUGGCCCUAUAUGUCCUAGAAUCCAAAACAAGUUAGAGACUGAAAAAAUUAAUAGUACAGAUUGGGUUCCAGUUUGGUGUGGGGAUAGCAAUGAAUCAAAGUUUGAAGUAUCAAAAUUGCCUGAUAAGUAUGUAGUUGACAUAAAGCAGCGUACAUGCUCAUGUGGAUCAUGGGACUUAACUGGGAUUCCUUGUGCACAUUCUAUAGCUGCAUUGGGAUAUAUGGGUCACACAAUUGAAGAUUUUGUGCAUCAUUGCUAUAGUAUGGAGUCCUUAACCCAGACUUAUGGGUCAUGUAUAUACCCUAUUAGUGGUCCUAAGUUGUGGCCACGGAGUGACAGAGAAACCAUACUCCCUCCUAAAAAAAUAAGACAAGGGGGAAGGCCUAAAAAGAAGAGAAAGAAGGAACUUGGUGAGCUAAACAAUCCAUAUAAGAUGAAGAGGAGAAUUGGUCAUGUUAAAUGUAGCCAAUGUGGGACAGUAGGCCAUAACAAGAGGAGGUGCAAUCCCGCUACUCAAGCUAGCAAACAACUACGAGUGAGAGAGCCAAAUGUAACAACACAUAAUUUGGAAAACCAAGAACAUGGGACAUCUUCAAGCCAUGUAGAACCUACUAAUAGGGCAGCACCUCCACCGCAAGUUAGGAAAAGAAAUGUCACAACACAAAGUCAACCAACACCCCAAUGUGAAGGAGUACAUCGAAGUCAACCAGCAUCUCAGGUUGGACCCAACGAAGUUACAAGAAAUUAUAGUUUUGGAGUGUCAGUAGAGACAAUGACUGCUGCAAGUGAGACAUCAAGAAGAAUUACAAAAUUUUAUAAGAAUGCACAAGGGCAAAAGUGAACGACAUUUCUUGUGGUUAAAUGUGCAGAAGUGAAGGUGCUUGCGGAGAUAAAUGUGUAUUUUGAAGUGGAUAGAACAUUUAGAUAUUUAUAUGUUAUUGUUUGAAAUAGUUCGAGGAUUACUAAUAUUUGGAACAAUUUGAAGAAUAGGUUAUUUGAUGUUACUAUUUUGAACAUUUUAAUCGGUGCAAUUAAU